AGGCGAGGCAAAGACAACAACCUCGUAUGACAGCCUAAACUCCAAAAAGCUAUAGACUUGUAGUGGUUUAAAUGGCGCCGGUGCGACAGAGAAUUGCCAAGGGCUUGAAUGCUACUGAGAUAGGAAAGAAAAUCAAAAGAGAAAAGGUGAGGUUGUGCCGUCCAUAGCUGCCGUCGACUCCCCUGAGACACUGCGCGUCAACACACCUGUGGAGACACACCUCUGACUAUCAGGGGCAAUGCAAUGCGACAGGGAACUAUGUGGUGGAGUUCCAGAAGCCUAACAGCGUUUUUGCUGGUUUGUUUUUGUUUGAGCGCGGCAGCAACUUGGCUGUACGUCACGUCUUUGGAUCCUGACAUUACAGAAACGUUGGUCAGCCAGCGUGAGCAUGUGUCUCCACAGCCCCGGGUUUACAUAGUGCAGUGCUCGGAGGACUACGAGAACUACAAACGCUACCCAGGCCUCCAAGGUGAACAGCCUCUGGCAUGUUACAACAAGUCGUGUAAAGGAAGUUGGAUGCACACCUCAGAAGUGUGGGCGGGCUGUCGCAGACGGUUUGGUGACAAUAGAGGAAGUUCAGGUCCUCAGAAGGCCUCCAUCUUGGACCUGCACUCAGGAGCAUUGUCAAUGGGGAAACAAUUUGUCAACAUUUACAGGUAUUUUGGGGAUCAGAUCCAGGAAGUGUUCACAGAAGAGGAUUUCCAGCUAUACAGAAAUGUACGCGAGCGAAUCCAAACUGUUAUUGCAGAGACGUUUGGUUUGGACCAAACUCUGAUGUAUCUCACCAAGCCCACCUUCUUCUCCCGGAUCAACUCUACAACAGCCAAGACCCAACAUGACGAGUACUGGCACCCACACAUUGAUAAGGUGACAUAUGGCUCAUUUGACUACACGUCGCUUCUGUACCUGUCUGACUACGGCUCUGACUUCACUGGAGGAAGGUUUGUCUUUAUGGACCAGAAUGGCAACAAGACAGUUGAACCAAGAGCAGGUAGAGUGUCUUUCUUUUCCUCCGGCUCUGAGAACCUCCAUCGCGUGGAGACGGUGUCAUGGGGGACCCGCUAUGCCAUCACCGUGUCCUUCACAUGCGACCCGACACAAGCCAUCGCCGACCCAGCUCUGCCUUAAAGCACCCAUUGGUAGGGAAGGGAGUGGAGGGUAAGGAAAGGGGGUUCUGGAGUACGGUCCUCCGGCUCACUCAAACCCUGCAAAAUAGAGGAAGCAGAGUGAAAGUUUGAGUGAUGAGAGGAGAGGAAAAAGGAACGUUGAUGUGUUAGUUAGUUUAGUUUCAGUGGCUGCACAAUUUUGCCUCUUAAUGAUUGUGCCAAUCUAGAAAAGACGGGUGAUGUCAUAAUUGUUGUCUAAAUGUUUUUACAUGCAAACCAGGUUUCUGUCAAUGGACAUGGACAGCACAGAAGAAAUAUGCCGUUUUCAACAACAUUUUUCUCAUGUACUUGUAAUUGCUUCCCAAUUUUUGCUGUUAUUUUAUCGCUUUUCCGUAUCUUUGGUUCUGCCAGAUUGUUUCCUGGACAAGUGCCACUCGACAAUGCUCGUUAAAAGUUUAAGUUUUAUGUGAAAUGAAAGCUGAUGAAAACAGAUGUAUUCCGCCCUGCAAACAUUUUGUUUUGGAAUAUUAGAUUUUGUCGAUAAAUGCUACCAAAUCAUGUCCUAUUAUAGCAUAAAGUUUUCCGUGAGGGUGUACCUAUCCGAUAUUGAUAUCGUUAUGAUAUCAGCAAAAGACAAGUGUCGGAUGAUAUUGGCUUGCAUGUAAAAUGUCUGCUAUAAUCUUUGAUACAAGUAAUCCUGCAGCGUGUUUACUUGUGCAAAGCUGGACAGCCAGUUGACAUCUAAAUGUCCUCCAAUAUGCACACAAGGUUGGCCUUUUUUUUUUAGUUAAGUCCAGGCUACUAGGAGCUAGGAGAUACACAACAACUAAGCACACAAUAGCACACAAGCUAGAUGUACAAAAUAUGUCCUUCAUUGAACAGUAUUGCAUUCCGAAACGAGACAUUCGUCAAUAUAAAUAAGUGCUAAAUCAUUAUCAGUGAUGUUUAUAGGUUUCCGUUGUAGCUAGUCAUCGACUAUCUUAAAGUUAAGUCGACUAAUCAAAUUGAGUGGCUCUAAUUUAGCCAUCCACUUUUUAAUUUCAGUUUAAGAUACUUUAAAGCAAUUAUUAACAAUAACAAUGUUUCAUUCAGAAAUAUUUAACAUUAGGCUGUUACAAAAUAACUAUACUAAACAUUUCUCCAUUUAAAUACAAGAUCAGGAAAAUGCUGAUGAAAAUAAAGAAAGUUGUUUAAAUGUAAACAAAGGCCAGUCAGUACAACAGCAAUAACAACAGAACAUCACCAAAUGUAUCGAGCGUCCUCAAAAAGAAAAUAGCUUUAUAUGAUGAUGAUGAUGAUGAUGAUAGUAUUUAGGAAGAUGUACACAGUAUACAAACCUCUUUUCCAUAUGCGUUGGGAAAUCGUGUUAGAAUUAAAUAUAAACGGAAUACAAUGAUUUGCAAAUCAUUUUCAACCCAUAUUUAAUUGAAUAUGCUACGUAGACAACAUAUUUGAUGUUCAAACUGAUAAACAUUUUUUUUUUUUUUUUUUGCAAAUAAUCACCAACUUUAGAAUUUGAUGCCAGCAACACGUGACAAAGAAGAUGGGAAAGGUGGCAAUAAAUACUGUUUAAGUUGAGGAAUGCUCAUCAAACACUUAUUUGGAACAUCUCACAGGCUAAUUGGGAACAGGUGGGUGCCAUGAUUGGGUAUAUAAACGGCUUCCAAAAAAAUGCUCAGCCUUUCACAAGAAAGGAUGGGGCGAGGUACACCCCUUUGUCCACAACUGCGUGAGCAAAUAGUCAAACAGUUUAAGAACAACGUUUCUCAAAGUGCAAUUGCAAAAAAUUUAGGGAUUUCAACAUCUACGGUCCAUAAUAUCAUCAAAAGGUUCAGAGAAUAUGGAGAAAUCACUCCACAUAAGCGACAGGGCCGGAAACCAACAUUGAAUGACCGUGACCUUCAAUCCCUCAGACGGCACUGUAUCAAAAACCGACAUCAAUCUCUAAAGGAUAUCACCACAUAGGCUCAGGAACACUUCAGAAAACCACUGUCACUAAGUACAGUUCGUCGCUACAUCUGUAAGUGCAAGUUAAAGCUCUACUGUGCAAAGCAAAAGCUAUUUAUCAACAACAUCCAGAAACGCCGCCGGCUACUCUGGGCCCGAAGUCAUCUAAGAUGGACUGAUGCAAAGUGGAAAAGUUUUCUGAGUCCACAUUUCAAAUUGUUUUUGGAAAUGUUCCACAUCGUGUCAUCCGGACCAAAGUGGAAGCAAACCAUCCAGACUGUUAUCGACGCAAAAUUCAAAAGCCAGCUUCUGUGAUGGUAUGGAGGUGCAUUAGUGCCCAAAGCAUGGGUAACUUACACAUCUUUGAAGGCACCAUUAAUGCUUAAAGGUACAUACAGGUUUUGGAACAACAUAUGCUGCCAUCUAAACGCCGACUUUUUCAUGGAUACCCCUGCUUAUUUUAGACAGACAAUGCCAAACCACAUUCAGCACGUGUUACAACAGCGUGGCUUCGUAAAAAAAGAGUGCGGGUACUUUCCUGGUCCGCCUGCAGACCAGACCUGUCUCCCAUCAAAAAUGUGUGGCACAUUAUGAAGCGUAAAAUACAACAACGGAGACCUCGGACUGUUGAACAACUGAAGCUCUCCAUAAAACAAGAAUGGGAAAGAAUUCCACUUUCAAAGCUUCAACAAUUAGUUUCCUCAGUUCUCAAAAGGUGAUUGAACACAGUGGUGAACAUGCCCUUUCCCAACUACUUUGGCACAUGUUGCAGCCAUGAAUUUCUAAAUUAAUUAUUUGCAAAAAAAAAAAAAAAUAAAGUUCAUGAGUUUGAACAUCAAAUAUCUUGUCUUUGUAGUGCAUUCAAUUGAAUAUGGGUUGAAAAUGAUUUGCACAUCAUUGUAUUCCGUUUAUAUUUACAUCUAACACAAUUUCCCAACUCAUAUGGGAACAGGGUUUGUAGGUCAGUGGGUCUCAAAACGUUUUUCAUCAAGUACCAUUGUAACGACCAACAUUGAAAUACAGUAGCACUGUAUGCCUAAGUAUUCAUCAAUAACAAGGCAGAGGUUUUAUUUUGGCCACUGUAAAAUUACAUACAAUUUGAACAGUAACACUGUGUUUGAGUAUUUAAUCAAGUGACUCUUUGGCGUACUACUAGAUGGAGCCCGUGUACCAGAGGCAUGCAUACUUCAGUUUGAGAAUCACUUGUAUAGACAGUAUGUUGACAAGUAUAUUGUCCUUUAAAGGCUUUUCGCUAUUGAUCUAAUACAGUGGGUACGAAACGUAAUGAGACCCCUUAAAAUUGUUCGCUCUUUGUUUCAUUGCAGCCAUUAGCUAAAAUCAGAAAAGUUCCUUUUAUUUCCUGGUCUACAUUCAGCACCCCAUCUUGACAGAAAAAAAAACAGAUAUGUAGAUUAUUUUGCAAAUUUAUUAAAAAUAAAAGAACUGUCUGAUUUGUUGAAUAUUUUUGUACAAAAAAACACAUAAUAAAGCAGAGCCAUCAAACAA
Molecule: messenger RNA, 4559 nt
Organism: Nerophis ophidion (straightnose pipefish)
Lineage: Eukaryota; Metazoa; Chordata; Actinopteri; Syngnathiformes; Syngnathidae
Gene: ogfod3
Product: urotensin-2 receptor 2
Exons: 10
Coding region: 244-1128 (294 amino acids)
Cellular component (GO): membrane
Molecular function (GO): oxidoreductase activity, acting on paired donors, with incorporation or reduction of molecular oxygen; L-ascorbic acid binding; iron ion binding
Source: RefSeq, a predicted model, not a curated record